GUAACAAAUACUUGCCAAGAGGAUGAUUGGUUUUUGAUGGAAGGUCUGACUGCAACACCCAUAUUUCUCAUUGCCUGCUUGCCCUGAAUGUCUUAAAUAAAAGAACAAUAGUGCGUAACCUCUGAGGCUCCACCUGGCUCUUGAGGAUAUUCGGCUCUGGAGGAAGCCAGCCACACUAUCAUGAGGACACUCCAGCAGUCCUUGGAGAGCUGAUGCAGAAAGGAACUGAGGCUUCUGACCGGUAGCCACCCAACUUGCUGGCCAGCUACUUCUCCUGCAAUCAUUCCUUAGAGGAGAUGUGCUGGAAGACUUUUGAGCCUGUAUUCUUUUAUCCAGCACCCUGCAGGAGCUGCCCCAGCUUCAUGUAACAUGACCAAACACCAGUACCACCCCAUUGAUCAAAUAGGACUUUUCCAAGCAGACAAAAUAAAGUAAUAUUGAAGGAUGUUUGUUCCAAGAUCUCUGAAAAUCAAGAGGAAUGCUAACGAGGAUGGCAAAAGUUGCACGGCCAAGAAAACCAAACCAGAGGCGGAAGACCUUCAGCUGGAUGAAGGCAGAGAUGAUCCAGCUGAUGCGCUGGUUCCCGGGGCAGCCAGGACAGCAGACAGGUGCAGCGCGGAGCCGUGCCCUUUCCCCAGCACAGCCAGCCAGUGGGCUCACGUUGGUUUGGUUGGACCUGAGCAGGAUUCAAAGGGUAGUGAUCUUUCCGAAGAGCCUGUUAAGUCCUUUUCCAAAACACAGCGCUGGGCAGAACCCGGAGAACCUGUCUGUGUUGUUUGUGGUCGUUAUGGAGAGUACAUCUGUGAUAAGACCGAUGAAGACGUGUGCAGUUUGGAGUGUAAAGCAAAACAUCUUCUGCAAGUAAAGGAAAAGGAGGAGAGGUUGAAACUCAGUGCCCCACACAAAGCUAAUUCUGAGCCAGAGUCUCCACUGAACACUUUGUAUGUCUAUAAAGAGCACCCCUUUAUUCUGAACCUUCAGGAAGACCAGAUUGAAAACCUUAAACGGCAGCUAGGAAUUGUAGUUCAAGGGCAAGAUGUCACCAGACCCAUCAUUGACUUUGAGCAUUGUGGUUUCCCUGAGGCCUUGAAUCACAACCUGAAGACGUCGGGCUAUGAAGUCCCAACCCCCAUCCAGAUGCAGAUGAUUCCUGUGGGACUUCUGGGAAGAGACGUUCUGGCCAGUGCUGAUACCGGCUCAGGAAAAACAGCCGCUUUUCUUCUUCCUGUUAUCACCCGAGCCUUAUGCGAGAGCAAGACUCCGUCUGCACUGAUUCUUACACCAACAAGAGAGCUAGCCAUUCAGAUAGAGAACCAAGCUAAAGAACUGAUGAGUGGCCUGCCUCGCAUGAAAACCGUGCUCCUGGUGGGGGGCUUACCCUUACCCCCACAGCUGUACCGUUUGCGACAACACGUGAAGGUUAUCAUAGCGACUCCUGGGCGACUUCUGGAUAUAAUAAAACAGAGCUCUGUGGAACUCUGCGGUAUAAAAAUUGUAGUAGUAGAUGAAGCUGAUACCAUGUUAAAGAUGGGCUUUCAACAGCAAGUGCUUGACAUUUUGGAACACGUUCCUAAUGAUAGUCAGACCAUUUUGGUUUCAGCUACAAUUCCAACUAGCAUAGAACAACUAGCAAGUCAGCUUCUGCAUAAUCCUGUGAGAAUUAUCACCGGGGAAAAGAACCUGCCCUGUUCCAGUGUGCGCCAGAUUAUUUUGUGGGUGGAAGAACCAGCCAAAAAGAAAAAAUUAUUUGAAAUCUUAAAUGAUAAAAAACUCUUCAAGCCUCCAGUGUUAGUGUUUGUGGACUGCAAGCUGGGAGCAGAUCUGUUGAGUGAGGCAGUGCAGAAAAUCACAGGUCUGAAAAGUGUAUCUAUACAUUCGGAGAAAUCACAAACAGAAAGGAAAAACAUAUUGAAGGGAUUACUUGAAGGAGACUACGAAGUUGUGGUGAGCACUGGAGUCCUGGGACGAGGCCUAGACUUGAUCAGUGUCCGGCUGGUUGUCAAUUUUGAUAUGCCUUCAAGCAUGGAUGAGUACGUGCAUCAGGUUGGAAGAGUGGGGAGAUUAGGCCAAAAUGGGACAGCAAUUACGUUCAUCAAUAACAAUUCAAAAAGACUCUUCUGGGAUAUUGCAAAAAGAGUGAAACCCACAGGAUCCAUUCUUCCCCCACAGUUAUUAAAUUCUCCCUACCUUCAUGACCAGAAAAGAAAGGAACAACAGAAAGAUAAACAGACACAGAAUGAUCUGGUUACAGGAGCUAAUCUUAUGGACAUCAUUAGAAAACAUGAUAAAAACAAAGCCUCAAUUUUUCCUCAAUAAUAUUCUUCGAGCUGCUGUCAGAACCAGGAACCUGCACAGUGAGGAAUCAGACUCAGAAUGGUGAUGCUUUUGUUUAGUGUCCCCAGUGCACUGUGAGCACAUUGGCACUUGGAUUAUUGUUGAAUCUAUUAAGGUUAGGAAGAAAGUGAAGAAUGGAAACCGGAAAAAAUGGUCGGUGCUUCUUUUCAAAGAUAACUGUGAAAUAUUUUAUUCUGAUUGUUUUCCCUUCAUCUUGGUAAAUAUAAGUUUGCAUUAUAUUUACUGGGGGCUGCUUAUCAAAAUCACCCAAGUCAUGUUAAUAUUGCUACUUGUCGUUUUAUGUUAAUUUCCACUUGCUAACUCAAUUAAUAUUAAAUACUUAGAAGAAAGGAUAGAUGUUUUGCUUUGAUACAUCAGUACUUUCAUUUCUUUGAAAACUUGGUAUCAGUUUACUUGCAGGAUUUAGAUAGGGUGUUACAUAAACGUUGGCACUUAAGCUUUGUAUCCUAAACAUCCUCCUCAAAGGGAUGUGGCGAGAUUUAUCCAACUAACUAGAGUCCCUAUAUAGGUAGUUUCUUAAUGUCUCCACCCAAAGGAAAGCACUGAAGAAUUUCCCUAAUGAAUAUGAACUCUCAAGACUCUGGCUCUCUCCACCCUGCUUUUAUGUUUGCUAACUGUUUAGCCAGCCAUUAAGGUCCCAGAGCGUGGCAGCAGAGGUGCAUUGAAGUAAGCAUUCGCACGAUGCUCAACAUGUAAAAGAGGCCUUAAAAGUGU
This is a messenger RNA of Canis lupus familiaris (dog), 3069 nucleotides long. It is a transcript of the gene DDX59, whose product is annotated as DEAD-box helicase 59. The record is from RefSeq and is a predicted model, not a curated record. Gene Ontology annotation, molecular function: nucleic acid binding; ATP binding; RNA helicase activity. NCBI's taxonomy places the organism in Eukaryota, Metazoa, Chordata, Mammalia, Carnivora, Canidae. The coding region runs from base 445 to 2316 and encodes 623 amino acids. The transcript has 11 exons.